GAUUCCAGAACAGACAGAGCCGUGGAUUAGGAAUCCUCUCCUCUCCCACCACCACUCUCCUCCCCUUCCCUUCCCUUCCCUUCCCCCUCCCUUGGCUGCAUCUCGAGCUCGUGGCUGGCCGCUCCGCUCCUCGCCCCCACCUCCCCUUCGUGAUCUCCACUCCGCCGGAGCUUUAUCUCUCUCUCUCUCUCUCUCUCUUCUCCGCCGCGCUGCAAGGGAGAACUGAGGAUUCUCUCCCGGGGCGUCAAACCAGGGCAGGGGGGGAAGGGUGAGGAGGGGAUUAGGGCAGCGGGUUUGGAGGAAGCGCCGGCGACAUGUCAGGAGCGGACACCGACAAGGUCCGUGAACUUAUAAAUUGCUGCCUCGAGCUAUACAUGGACAAGAAAGAAGUUAUUGAUGCUCUCUCCCGUGAGGCAAGGAUAGAACCUAGUGUUACACAACAUGUUUGGCAAAAACUUGAGGAUAAUAAUCGUGAGUUUUUCAAAGCAUACUAUUUGAGGCUGAUGCUUAAGAAUCAAAUAACAGCCUUCAACAAGCUUCUGGAGGACCAGUUAAGGAUUAUAAAUAAAGAAUACCAUCCAGCACCUCCUUCUAUGCCUCCUCCCAAUGGCUCCAACGCAAACCUAUUGAAGAAAAAUCCAUGCUUUUUAACAGAGUCUACUCCGAUGCCUGCAAUGCCAGAUGAUGUAAUGUGCAAUGGAAGUUCCAGUGGCAUCGUAGAUUGCACACAAUCCAGUGAUCAAUUAAUUUAUGCUGGUAAAGACAUUCAGGGCCUUCAUAGUGGCAUGGAUGCUUCCAGUUUGCUUCCAGUGCAGAAUGCUAAUUCUGUGCUGUAUGGUGCGGAAAACGGGACGACAAUUAAGACGGAAUCAGGCUAUUCGAGCAAUCGUAAUUUUGGUUUCUGCGGGAAUGCUUUCCUGGAAUCAUGUCAGUCAAUAGGUGAUGCAUCUGGUGGAUCCUUUAGCAGUUCAGAGUUGAACGGGCAACCUCUGGAUGAUUCAAUUUUGGAUAUUGAAUCAUCAUCGUUUGGCUUCUUGAGUCAGCUUCCCCGAAAUUACAUAUUUUCAGACCUACCAGAGGAUUUCAGCCAAAGUGCUGAAAUAUUAGACAACUAUGGCAAGGCACCAUUCCUCCCCUCUGAACAAAAUAACUUUUCAGACUCUACAGGUGGAGAACAUACAGGUUGAGCUUGCCAUCGGGCAUCGGCAAUCUGUACAGGACAUAUUUGGGAAGGGAAACUUAUUAGCCUUUUCUUUGCUAAUUCCAGUAUUCUAAUGUGACAGUUUGGAUGAGUUGUCUCUCCAGAGCAUGUAAGGGGAUCUGCCUUCCCAUAUGCUUGCUGAUGGUAUUGUAGGUGUGCCUUGUAGGUUGAUGUGGUUUUGUAAGACAAUCAUUAGAAGCGGUUCUGCUGAAUCCACAGUCCAUGAGUUCAUGUACUUCUCCGGCCUGCUUAAUCCCAACUUCCCAAGUCAAUGCUGAAAAGGGUUAGCGUGUCUCACUUGCAAGUGAUUGUGUUAACGCUGCCAUGAUUUGCUCUUUGAAUUUUCAUACUACUACCUAAAUGUCCAUGCAUUGGAACGGGUCAUGUACAUGUGCUAGUUUUGCGAGUAAAGAUGGAAAUGGAUCACACUCGAGAAGUUGUUCAAGA
This is a messenger RNA of Oryza brachyantha (malo sina), 1648 nucleotides long. RefSeq lists its product as uncharacterized. The record is from RefSeq and is a predicted model, not a curated record. The transcript is spliced from 7 exons. Bases 315 to 1187 code for a protein of 290 amino acids. NCBI's taxonomy places the organism in Eukaryota, Viridiplantae, Streptophyta, Magnoliopsida, Poales, Poaceae.